This is a messenger RNA of Symbiodinium sp. CCMP2592, 2673 nucleotides long. NCBI's taxonomy places the organism in Eukaryota, Dinophyceae, Suessiales, Symbiodiniaceae. The record is from the annotation of a GenBank genome assembly.
AUGAAUUUGAACGUCUCCGUUGGGGACUUUCAGGGGGGUGCAUUGUGGCUGGAGUCAGCAACAGGCACUUUGUGGCGCCAGCCACCAGGCAGCCAGCACUGGGUGAAGGGCGAAGAGGUUCAGACUUUUCGUAAUCCCGUUGCUUUUCCAGCGUGUGCCUGGCAUGAAACCAUGCCAUUCGUGGGUACUAGAUGGUCCAUCACUUGUUACACGUUGCCCCAUGUGCCAGCGGGUACAUUAGCCAAUCUUGGCUUUCCGGAGGUAUCUCCGGAGCAACUUCCUCGUGUAUCGCAGACACAGGAGUCAGCUGCCGCAUCCGCGGUUCAUUCCAGUGAGCCAAUCUCAGCCCUGCCACCGGUGGUGGCCACACAGCGGCACCCUCUUUUCUUCUUGGAUCUUUUCGCCGGUGCAGGUGCACCACUCUGUCAGGAGGCCGCACGUCGGGGUUGGGCGUGUGUUCCCAUAGAUAUUCUACAUAACAAGGCAUCAGACUUACGUGAUGAUCGCAUCUUCGAUAGCCUCUUGAAGCUUUCCCACUCAGGUGCAGUAGCGUUUGCAAACGCAUCCCCUCCUUGCUGCGAAUACAGCAUUGUGAAGCAGUUUGAUGGCGGACCGCCACCCUGCCGAUCAUGGGAAUGCUUGGCAGGCUUUCCCUCCAACAAUGACGAAGCCCAGGAGCGUGUUCGAUCCAGCCACCUUCUGUUAUCUCGGGCAGUCAUGCUCUUGCACGCUGUAUAUCAGAGUGGCAAUCACGUAAGCUUAGAACAACCCCGUAACUCUAUGGCUUGGGCUGAGCCCGUGACUCAGGCUUUCCUUCUGGAAAUUGCGGCGGAUGUGAUUCAGGUUGCAGCCUGCAGUUAUGGUUCGAGCUAUGCAAAGUACUGGGCCUUCGCCACCAGUUGGCGACCUUUACAGCAAUUGCAAAGUACUUGCCAGCACGCUGCGGGUCAUCAUGAUACGUUUCACGGUAAACGUGACGCCACAGGCCAGUUCGUGUCUCGGCAUACGGCGGUGUUCCCUCCCAUGCUGUGCAAUGCGUUCAUGGAGGCCAUUAGCCCGUUGUUCCCAGAGAACUCACAUGCUACCGACUUCACGUCAUUGGAUCAGGCACUUUCUGCAUUGCCAAUUCGCCCCUUGAACGAUUUCCCGACUGGCCAGCAGGAUGGUGGCGGCAUUUACAGCCAGCCCGACUGGACUUCUCCUCCGGCGGGGUCAAAGGAUACUUUCCGCCAGUUGCGUCAAGAUAUGUGGGGGUUUUUCAAAGCGCAUAAACUUUUUGAUCGCCUUCGCAAACAUGUCAGCCAGUCAUCGCAAGAGCCUCUCAUUCAGCAGCAUGAGCUCCCUGCAUUGCGGUCGAUUUGGGAAGAUUGGUUUAGAGCCCAGGGCUUCACGGAUUCAGUUUCAUGGGAGGUCGCGCCCGACCAGCCUUACUGUCUUCAGGCACUUGAGCUUCUGAGCAAGGCUCUUGACGACCGUGAUGUGGCACUUUGGAAGGACUUACAGGCUGGGGUGCCAACGGGUGUUGAUGGUGACAUUUCUAUGAGCAACUGUUUCUUGCCUACCCCAGCGCAUUUCGAUCCAGAAGAUUUUGAUGUGGCCAAACUUUUGCAAAGCUUGAUGCAAGUGCUCCGGUCCGACCCUUGUACCAAGCGCGAUUUGCAGGCUCUCAUCGGUCUCCUUCACUGGAUAUUACAGAUGUCGCCCGAGUUGCUACCGUGGCUGUGCUGCUUGUACCACGACAUGUCUCGUCCCUUGGGCACAAAUUUUUCUUUGCAUGCAGGCGCCUGGCAACAGCUAGCAGACACCUUGACGGAUGACUUGCAUUUCCGCAAAUCGCCACCAGGGUCGACCAUCCCCCCGGGCAGCAAGUUGUUGAGUGCUCGCCAUGUGGAAAUCAAGUGCAAAGCGGACUUGCGCUUGGUGCGGGCCACAGGCAAACGUGUCUGGAUUCGUGUGGCGGAUGCAUCAUCUAGCAAGCGUCGAAUCAGCACGGUGAGCAGACAGUUCAUCAUGUUCUGGGUGCACUUUUGCAUGCGGCCUCAGAUGCCCCGCUGCUUGUCUUUGCCGCCUUUGGACUUUCAGUAUUCAUUAGCUGCUGACGCUUGUGCUAAGGGCAACGACAUUGGGAUUGGCGGAUGGGUUGAAUUGCCGAAUCAGCCCAUUGUUUGGUUUUCCGAAUGGUUUACGGUCCAAGAUUUCCGUGCGCUGGGAUUGCCCAUGAAAGAUGAUGCUAAUUUGGACAUUACAGCGUAUGAGACGCUGGCACAACUGGCUCUCUUGAUCGCUUUCAUUUCCAUCACUCCUACUGGGCGACUUCGGGUAUGCAUCCCAUCUUGGUCGGAUAAUUUGGGGACCGAGUCCUUGACGAACAAGCUUUUCACAGUACAUACACCGCUGUGUUUCUUUGCUCAGAAACUGGCUACGCGGAGUUGGCAGUCUGGAAUCUCUCUUGAUUGUACACACAUCGCGGGAUGUCACAAUGAUACAGCUGAUUUCUUGAGCAGGUGGAAAGGCGACUUGCAGGAACUUCCUUCCCGGUUCAUCUUGGAUCACCGGGUUCGUUGCCCACUCACAGUCUUGUGGGAGGGCGAGCGAGAUGUUCGCGUUUUCCCGCCAGAUGCUAACUUGCUUUGGCAGCCGCCUGUAUCGUCCUUCAAUGCACACAGCGUGUGA